AUGUAUUUAACUUUAAUAAUUUUACCUUUAUUAGGUUCUAUAGUUUCAGGUUUCUUUGGUAGAAAAGUUGGAGUUAGUGGAGCACAUUUAAUAACAUGUACUUCAGUAAUAACAACAACAUUAUUAGCCAUAGUAGCAUUUAUUGAAAUAUUUGAUUCAUUAACAGUAUCUAUGUUAAUACCAGUAUUAAUAGUAUCAAGUUUAGUACAUAUAUACUCAAUAAGUUAUAUGAGUCAUGAUCCUCAUAAUCAAAGAUUUUUUAGCUAUUUAAGUUUAUUCACUUUCAUGAUGAUUAUUCUUGUAACAGGAAAUAAUUAUUUAUUAAUGUUUGUUGGUUGA
Messenger RNA from Penicilliopsis zonata CBS 506.65, 339 nucleotides. RefSeq lists its product as hypothetical. The transcript is spliced from 3 exons. Gene Ontology annotation, molecular function: NADH dehydrogenase (ubiquinone) activity. Gene Ontology annotation, biological process: ATP synthesis coupled electron transport; electron transport coupled proton transport. NCBI's taxonomy places the organism in Eukaryota, Fungi, Ascomycota, Eurotiomycetes, Eurotiales, Aspergillaceae. Bases 1 to 339 code for a protein of 112 amino acids. The record is from RefSeq and is a predicted model, not a curated record.